AGAAAAAGGUUUUCCAGCUUCCGAGCCUCAUGGAAGGAGUUUUCGCUGAGGGCUCCCAUGCCAGCUGCUUAAAAAACCCCAGCUGGCAGCACGGGAAUCCCAGUGGUGGGUUAUAAUGUGACGGCAGAAGGAGGUGGCCGCAGCCACGUCCCCGCGGCACAGCGCUGGCAGGUGUGGGGUGGCAGGAGCGGCUGUGCUGGAGAGGGGAAAGGGCACUGUGUUGUAACCGUGGGGAGGGCCGGCGCUGGGACCGGCUCUGACGCAGCCCAGGACCGCCACCGAGGGAACGGGCGGCCGCUGGCGCUCACUCGGCUGGGGACGCAGCAGCACAGAGGCAAAGGCUGGAGGGACGCGUUCCUCGCUGGAGCUGCUGGAGGUGCACGAGGACUGUACACCCCUGGACAGCAAGAGCCAGGCAAAGCCAGCACAAAGCCGGCAGCCCCCAUGAGCAAACUAGCCCCAGCUCCAGUCCCCACCACCCAGCAAGCAGGAGGACUGGCUCCUGGGGCAUGGGGAAAUGCUGAGCCAGGCAUUGCUCCUUUGUGAGAAGUCACCGUGCCCCUUCACGGGGAGGUGCUCCUGGGGCAUGCACAGUGCUAGGAGUGCAGGAGGCUGGGGACAGGGCUGAGGCUGGGCUCUGCCGUGGUGCAGGGCAGGGGGGCAGCAAGAGGAGGCCUGCAGGCAGCCCUGCCCCACAGCACUGGGCCCCUGUGGCUGUUCCUACACUUGGCCAGGGCUCAGGGCCUGCCUGGCCAGGGCUGGGAGCAGGGAUAACAUGUGCCAGCGGCGGCUGCUCCCAAAACUCCCUCCUGGGUGACUCGCGCCGUGACAUGGGCACCAAGGCUGGGGCACUGUGGGGCUCUCCCCUUUCUCUCCUCCCAAGAAACCCGGGGACGGCAGGUUGGGGCCCUGGCACAGGCACUGGGCUCUUUGUGCCCCGGUUCCUGGCCAGGCACAGCCCUCCCAGGGGCCGGGGGGGCUGGUGCCGGAUGCCGGGGGCCGCACCGGAGCUGCACCAUCUGCUUCUCGUCAGGCUGCCGGGAGCGCCGCAGCUGCCGGGGCCCAGCAGCGGGACACUGCAGUGAUGGAUGGUCUGUUUAUCACGGCUCGGCUCCACUCAGGAUGUUAGUACUUGCCUGCUAAAGACAUUUCUGGGCUUGGCCACUCCCUCCAUCCUCCCCCUCCUCCUGCUCCCCCCAGACCCUCUCCCUUGGGGCCACAGUGAGGGAGCAGGGGGUGCUCAGGGGGUGUCCUUUGUAUGGCCCCUGGCCUGUGUCUGAGCUCCUGGAGCUGGGGUGAAGCCUUCCCUCGGGUGCUGAUGGGGACAGGGAUGGGAAAGACCACGGGGCUUUCACACGUUCCUCAUCCCAUGGUGCCUGAGCUGGGGGGGGGACUCGCCCUGGGAGCAGCAUCCUGGCAUGGGAAGGGGCGUAGGGCAGGGAGGGAAGCACUGUGCUGGACCCCCCAUGCCCACACUGUCCUGGGGGUGUCCUGGCCCUGCUGAGGAGCAGUCCUGCAUCCUGGAGCCAUCCCAGCAGCCACAUCCCUGUGCUUUGGGACUGCCAGCAGUGACACCCCAGUGCUGGAUCCAGGUCCUGGAUCCCUCAGAAGCACCCUUGGGAUGCACAGACACCAGUUUCUAGCCUUUCUCCCAGCACAGAGGUUUAUCCCAGCCCAUGCUACAGCCUACCCGGCCAUGCCCUACCAGCUCACCAAGCCCCCAGCCCCUGUCUGUCCCUGCAGCCAUGAAGUCUGGCUGUCCAGCAGAGCAGCCAGACACACAGCUGUGCUGUGGCACAACGUGCAGCGAGGCAGCGAGAGCGGCCGUGGGCUCCUCCAUGUCUCCCAGCCCAAGGUGCAGUGCUGCAUCUCUGGUCAAUUGGGAGUCUGAGAUGAAGCACUGUAGCUCGGGAAGGGAGGAACUGUGCCCUGGGACCCCUGGACCACUGCCUGCCGCCAGGACUGAUGGAAGCAGAUGGAUGAGCAGCCGGACAGGAGCACAGCUCGUGGCUGGGGGGCAGGGCUCCAGGGGGCUUCUCAGGGCAUAGGAUGGGAGCAGGACUGAUGGUAGAGCUCUGCCCCUCCAUCCUGCUGGUCUCUGGAGCCAGGUUCCCACCACUGAGGGAGUGGGGAGUUCUUCCAGACAUGCUUUGGAUACAGCCCUGCAGUCUCCUGGCUGGUGGGAGAGCAGAGGGGAGGGUGCCUGCAGGCAGCCAGCGUAUCCCCAGGAGACCCCAGAAGGAUGCUGAGCCCCAUCUACGGGGAAGGGCUCAUCCCACAGCCCCAUGACUCUGCAAGGGGAAAAGGGAGAGGAGGAGCCCACAAAAAGCAUCGAGGGGUCUGGAGGUUUCUCCUUUGGCCGAAGGACCCCCCUGUGUCUGAUAAGGACCCCCAGCCCGGCACUGGCCACCAGCAAGGGAGUGGCACAGAAGGGUGGGGGCCAUGCGUGCUGGGGGUGCUGCAGGGGGACAACAGGGAUGUGGCAGCUGCCAGAGGAGGGGAUGUGCAGGGCAGGGACUGGGGGAGAGCCACGGCCGCCGUGCUCUCAGGGUCCAGUUUUCCCAGGAAUCCCUUAGGCGCUCUGUUGGGGAUUCCUGGAAAUACUGUUCUUGGGGCCACGGCUCUGCAUCAGGAGACGGCCCGAGCCCGAAGGGAAGCCACAGCAUCUGGAGGAGCCAGGGACAAGGUAUGGGGUCAUGCCUGGGGGCUGGGAGCGGGGGUGGGAACCCCACAGAUGUGGGGUGGCACACUGUCCAGCCCAGGAAAUCCCAGUCCCCAAAGGCUGGGGGAUGAUGGAUGUCCCCUUGGGUCACAGCCCCCUGCAAGAGAACACUGGUGGUGGCCUUUCACCCUGCUUCUGCCCUUUGGUGCCCUCCUGGAGGGGUGGGUCUCAGCAGGCCCACAUGCACGUCACCUCGCCAUCCUUGCACCAAUAAAGGUCUCAGCUUCAAGUGACUCUCCAGGCCGUUUCUUCGGGACUGGCAGCAGCGCAGGGCACACCGCGCUCUGGUGUCGCACUCUCGCGAAGGGAAAGAUGCAUCCUGCAGGCGUGGGAUGGAGGCAGAGGAAGGGGACAGAUACGGCACGCAGCAGCAGGCAGCCUGGCCAGGCAGGGACAGCAGGUGGCAGUGCUGCCUCGGCUACAGCAGGCAGGGCUGUGCUGCCCUCCCUGCCUGCCCUGCAGGGCCCCCCCUUCUGCCCUUACCCCACGCAGCAGCAGAACCAUCCCCACGCCGCCAGAGAGGCAGCUGGAGUCCCCUUUCCCAUGCCCACAGGGGUCACAGGUUCCCCAUGGCCCCCUCUCCCUGCCAGCCCUGAGAUGCCUGCGUCAGCAGCGGGACGUUCAUCAGCACCCAAACCCGUCACCGGGGUGACCCCCAUGUCCCCCUCAUCCCCUGCCCGCUGCUCGGCCUUUUCCUGAGGGCUCCAUCCCAUGCAGUCCCCUACCACGUCCCCAGCACUGCAGCCUGGUCCCUGCUGUGUCCCCUGCACCCACCGUGGUAGCACCCCCUCUCCUGGGGGCACCCCAAAACCCUCGCUCUGCUCCAGGAAGGACACAGCUGGGGAAACCCAUCCCCCAUGGGAAGGAAAAGUGGAAAUCACAAAAACCUUCCUGGAAAUUCCAAAUCGAAACCCAAACUGUUCCCACCCCUCCCCGUUCCCCACUUCCACCCCCCCCCUUUCCCUGCACUUUUGUUUUGGGGUGGCUCCAAGCGCUCCAUUUCAAGCAUUUCCAAGCAGUUUGUUUGGAUCCCAGCUGGGUGAGGGGGGUUAAAUGGCAUGCAGUUGCAGGCUGGAAAGCCACUUCUCUCUCUCACACACACAAAUUAAAAAAAUACGGCACUUCGUUCAGGAAAUGCCAACUCAGAGA
Molecule: messenger RNA, 3871 nt
Organism: Anas platyrhynchos (mallard)
Lineage: Eukaryota; Metazoa; Chordata; Aves; Anseriformes; Anatidae
Source: RefSeq, a predicted model, not a curated record